UUCCAGGGGACUUAGGUAAUCAGUUGGAAGCAAAGUUAGAUAAGCCAUCAGUAGUGCACUAUCUCUGCUCUAAGAAGACAGACAGUUACUUUACACUCUGGCUGAAUUUAGAAUUGCUUCUGCCUGUCGUCAUUGACUGCUGGAUUGAUAAUAUCAGGCUGGUAUAUAAUCGCACAAGUAAGAUUACAGAGCCACCAGAUGGAGUGGAUAUCAGAGUCCCAGGUUUUGGGCAGACGUUUUCCUUGGAAUUCCUUGACCCAAGUAAAAGGAGUGUUGGAAGUUACUUUUAUAUGCUGGUACAGAGUUUAGUAGACUGGGGCUACACACGUGAUGAAGAUGUAAGAGGAGCACCUUAUGACUGGCGAAAGGCACCAAAUGAGAAUGAAAACUACUUUGUGGCCCUUCGCAAGAUGAUAGAGUUAAUGUAUGAGCAGUAUGGAAGUCCUGUUGUCUUAAUUGCCCACAGUAUGGGAAAUAUGUACACCCUCUACUUCCUCAACCGUCAGACUCAGGAUUGGAAAGACAAGUACAUAAAGGAUUAUGUGUCAUUAGGCGCUCCAUGGGGAGGAGUGGCUAAAACUCUCCGUGUGCUGGCUUCAGGUGACAACAAUAGAAUACCUGUUAUCAGCCCACUCAAGAUUAGAGACCAGCAGAGAUCAGCAGUUUCCACAAACUGGUUGCUCCCCUACAACUACACAUGGCCUUCAGAUAAGGUCUUUGUAAGCACACCUACUGUUAACUACACACUUCGGGAUUACCGAAAAUUCUACAGGGACAUCAAUUUUGAAGAUGGCUGGCUCAUGAGACAAGACACCGAAGGCCUGGUCUACAACAUGACCCCGCCUGGUGUGCGCAUACACUGUCUUUAUGGUACUGGUGUGGAAACACCUGAUUCCUUCCAUUAUGAAAGUUUUCCUGACAAAGAACCCAAGAUUCUUUACAGUGAUGGGGACGGUACAGUAAACUUGCAGAGUGCCCUGCAAUGUCAAAAGUGGGUGGACAUGCAAAAACAAGAAGUGGUGAUAGUUGAGCUUUCAGGAAACGAGCAUAUUCAAAUGCUAUCCAAUGAUACUACUAUCUCCUAUGUGAAAAAGCUGCUUUUUGAUCUGUGAUACCUUGUGUUGACUGUUAUUUUCCUCACCUGUGAUGCCUUCCCUGAAAUAUGGGAAAAUGCCUUUUAAUCCCUUG
Messenger RNA from Eurypyga helias (sunbittern), 1188 nucleotides. It is a transcript of the gene PLA2G15, whose product is annotated as phospholipase A2, group XV. Lineage: Eukaryota; Metazoa; Chordata; Aves; Eurypygiformes; Eurypygidae. The record is from RefSeq and is a predicted model, not a curated record. The annotation marks the transcript as partial. Gene Ontology annotation, biological process: ceramide metabolic process; phosphatidylcholine metabolic process. Gene Ontology annotation, cellular component: lysosome. The transcript is spliced from 5 exons.